AUGGCCGGAUUAUAUAAUGGUGUCCAGACAAAGUUUAUGGAAAUGGAGAAGAGAGCUAUGUUUGUGCACUGCCUUGCACACUGUUUUAAUCGAACACUACAAGACACUGUGAAAGCAGUUCCAGAAUGUCGAAAUGCAUUGAAUGUUAUGAAGGGCUUAAUACAUUUUGUGAUAGAUUCACCUAAAAGAUUAGAUCUUUUUACUAACAUGGAGAUAGAUGCCUCUACAAAUUUGAAACCACUCUGUCCUACAAGGUGGGCUGUAAGAUUCUUGGCAAUGUCUUCAGUUUUGUCCAACUAUACAGAAGUUAAGGAAUUUUUUCUAAAUGUUUCAAGAAAUGACAAAUCAGCCACUGGGGCCAAAGCAAACGCACUACAGAGGAAAUUCCUACACUUAGAGGAGGCCAGUAAGAUAAUUUCCACUCUUGUAACUUCUAUUAAAUUUAUGAUAAACAAUUUUGAAUCAUUCUGGGGUGAAGUAACUUCAGAAUGUCAAGAUAUGGAUGUUGAUUCCCCAAAAUUACCCCGUAGAAGAAAAGUCCCUAAGAAAUACGAUGACUCCAUCAAUUCAUCUGUAGAAACAUUUACUGAAGUAUGUGACAAAUAUAGAAGGUUGUAUUAUGAAACAAUGGAUACAUCCACCAGCUUCUUGGAAUCACAGUUCAAAACUCAAUCAUUUAUGUCUGUAAAUCAAACUGAACAAUUUCUUCUUGUGAAAUACCUAAAACAGGAAAACCACCUGUUUGACCUACUGCCUGAACUAGUGAAAUUCAUACGUGUAGUGCUGACGAUUCCGGUAACGUCCUGCACCGCUGAGCGAUCGUUUUCUUGUCUGCGGAGGGUGAAAACGCAUCUUCGUUCUACAAUGAGGCAGGAUCGUCUUAACGCCAUCGCCCUUCUCAACGCCCAUAUAGAUGAAUCGAUGAAACUCGACCUUGCUGCUAUAUGUGACGAGUUCAUAUGCAGGAAUGAUCUGAGGAGGAGUACGUUUGCCAUCGAAAAUUAA
This is a messenger RNA of Schistocerca piceifrons (Central American locust), 1005 nucleotides long. RefSeq lists its product as uncharacterized. Gene Ontology annotation, molecular function: protein dimerization activity. The record is from RefSeq and is a predicted model, not a curated record. The coding region runs from base 1 to 1005 and encodes 334 amino acids. The transcript is spliced from 3 exons. Lineage: Eukaryota; Metazoa; Arthropoda; Insecta; Orthoptera; Acrididae.